Molecule: messenger RNA, 1537 nt
Organism: Chenopodium quinoa (quinoa)
Lineage: Eukaryota; Viridiplantae; Streptophyta; Magnoliopsida; Caryophyllales; Amaranthaceae
Product: tubulin-folding cofactor B-like
Exons: 9
Coding region: 284-1015 (243 amino acids)
Biological process (GO): post-chaperonin tubulin folding pathway; cytoplasmic microtubule organization; tubulin complex assembly
Cellular component (GO): cytoplasm; nucleus; microtubule plus-end
Molecular function (GO): alpha-tubulin binding; microtubule plus-end binding
Source: RefSeq, a predicted model, not a curated record
UUCAGUAGAGGGAAAGAGGGAGGGGUAGAGUAACGAGAAUGGGCAGCCAAACCAUAUGUUAGCAAAUUUUCCUUUCGUUUUUUACUAGUAACUCAUUUUUCUUUCUUUUUUUCCCUCCAAUUUCUCUAAUCGUAUUUUCUCUCUUUGUUGGCAUUGUUCUUCCCCAAUUGAACACAACAACCAGUUGGAUCUCUUCACCAAUAUUCAAAUUUGCUUCACUGAACUUCAAUUGACCCAAAAUUGAAGCAGGAAACAAGACAUUCUGAAAUAAUCUUCAGGUUCGAUGGGGUCUCGUUUGCAAAUUGAAGGCGAUGAGUCAGUCCUUUGUCGUGUAACACAUUCGAAUCUCAAAAGCUUCAAUGCUGAUGUUCGCUUUUCACUUCAGAUGACUGUUGAAGCCAUGAAAGAGAAGCUGUGGAAAAAAUGUGGUACCACUGUAGAGUCAAUGUCCCUUGAGCUUUAUGAUGAUGCAGGAGCUAAAAUUGCUGAUCUCACUGAUAAUGCAAGAUCCUUUGGGUUCUAUUCUCCAAUGGAUGGAUAUCGGCUGCAUGUUUUAGAUCUUGACCCAGCAUCAGUAACUUCUGGUGGCUGGCUGGAAGACACAUCUUUGGUGGAGAAAUACAAAAUUUCCGAUGAAGCCUAUAAACAACGUGAUGGUACUUUUAGAAAAUUCAAGGAAAAGUUAGAACUUAAAAGCCCUUCAGGUGCCAGUACUAAGUUACCUGAAAAUUACAUGGAAGAUCUUUGUGCUAAUAUCAAGGAGGUGGGAGAUAGAUGUCAAGUUCAACCAGGAGACAAACGUGGUAUUGUGAAAUAUGUCGGCCAAGCAGAAAAUCUAGGCCCUGGUUUCUGGGUUGGAGUUCAGUAUGAUGAACCACUGGGGAAGCAUGAUGGAUUGGUUAAAGGGACUCGCUACUUUGAAUGUCCACCACUUCACGGUGCUAUGGUUAGACCAGAUAAAGUACAGGUGGGAGACUUUCCUGAACGUGAUCCAUUUGAAGAAGAGGAGAUAUAGGAACAGGCCCAAACAGCUGAUAUAACAUCUAAAUACUCUUAUUUGUCUAGUAUUUUUGCCGAUGUUCUUCAAUUGAGAUAAGUACAUUGCUGACCUGCUAGUCUGCUACUGGAACGGAACUUUACUGGCCUUUUUGCAAGAAAAUAGACAAAGAUAAAAGAUUUCUAUCCUUUAUUCAUUUUUUUGUGUGUUCCAAAAUUGUGGAUAUAUAUAUUCCAGUAUUUGUCUUGUCACCAGAAUUCUACAGCAAUUGACUUGAAGAUUUGCGUACACCAAACUGUACCUUUUUUUUUGUCCCUAAUUUGAAGCACAUUUUGUAGUGAUUGUACAAUGUUCUUAUUAGUCAUAUAUUUGUAAUGUGCUUUGGUCUAGCCUCGGCAUAACUUUCAACAAUCAACAGUAUUUAGUCACUGCUGCUAUUGCCCGAAUUCUGUUAGAAAAUCUCAGAUUUGCGUAUAUCAACAGUAUAUUAGCCUUGAAUAGCCCUUGAUUCUGAGAUUUUCUAAUGUCCAUAACAAAACU